Molecule: messenger RNA, 267 nt
Organism: Aureobasidium namibiae CBS 147.97
Lineage: Eukaryota; Fungi; Ascomycota; Dothideomycetes; Dothideales; Saccotheciaceae
Exons: 2
Coding region: 1-267 (88 amino acids)
Cellular component (GO): cytoplasm
Source: RefSeq, a predicted model, not a curated record
AUGUCAAACAUCGGCAACGUCAUCGGCGGCCACAAGGCCAACCUCCACAACCCCAACACCUCUGAGAAAUCCAAGCAGCACUCUCUCGAAGUCAUCGAGAAGGAGCUCGGUACUGAGGCCAACACCGGCACCGACGCUGCUGCUCACAACGACGAUGGCAAGGACCCCAUGAGAGUUGCUGCCGGCCUCAAGGCUGCUCUUCACAACCCCAACGUCUCUGACGAUACCAAGGAGCACAUCCAGGAGCGUCUUGACGACAUGAACUAG